AUGAUUGGGUUAAAUUCUACAAAGCCACGAGGCGACACGAAAGAUUAUUUUCGCACGUUUGUGAACAAUAGACCUAAGAAUGAGCCCAAUUUUAUCUGGCCAAUCGAUCAAACUAUGAGAUACAAACGACAAAGUACCAAUGAGGAAAGUACAACAGACAGCUAUCUAAGCAGCUUCAAAAGCAUCUAUGCCGAUGAAAUUCUUAUAAAACCAAAACUUAUAAAAACCGACAACCAGCCGAGAGAAAAUACUUUUGACACGAUCUUUGGUAACUCCGUUCGUGGCUACAGCGUCAACAACACGACGACUGAAGCAGACAGUCAUGAAGUCUUUUCACGCACCACGACGUUGAAAAACGAACCAGACAUUCGAUCCAAAGAUAAAUUAAGAAAAGAGCAGAUGAUGCAAAUUAAAGCUCCCGCACCCAUCCGGCAAGACCUCGUUGAUCUAUUGAUAUCAAAGGCUCAAGCAAUUGAUAGCACAUUCAUGGAGAACGUGGAGUCUGAUACAAAUUCUUUGGUGAAUGGGUCAGCAAGCGAAUCCAUGUCCACUGGAAGAAUGGAUCAAAACCAGAGAAGUUUGUGGGUUCCAAAGCCUUUCUGA
This is a messenger RNA of Helobdella robusta, 603 nucleotides long. RefSeq lists its product as hypothetical. The record is from RefSeq and is a predicted model, not a curated record. The coding region runs from base 1 to 603 and encodes 200 amino acids. Lineage: Eukaryota; Metazoa; Annelida; Clitellata; Rhynchobdellida; Glossiphoniidae. The transcript has a single exon.